AUGUUUAGCGCGCCUGAUGGUGUACCAAAUCAAAACAACUCUUCAGAAGAAAAUGUCGAUCAUAUGGAUGUCGAUGACAAACCGAGGCUGGUCCUUCAAGAUACAAUUGUCUAUCAAAAAAAUGGGACUAUUGCCAAUGUUUUCGAUUCUGUCCUUGGCCUAGAACUGCGUGCUGAGGGUGCACUUUGGGUAGAAAAUGCAGAAAAAUAUAAAUUCAAGAGACCAAAUGGUACACAAUGUCAAAUUCAAUUCCAAAUGUAUUCUUACGAGAGAGAUGAACUUGGAGCUAUCAUUCUAUACGUGGAAGAUUCCACAACUAAAUCUUGGAUUGAACUAAAACCUUCGCAAAAGUACGUAGCACACUUCACCUCCAUGGUAGAAAGUGCUGAACUCAAGCAUUUUGUUACCGAUUACUACGAGCGUGUACUUGCUGGGGAGUGUAAGGAUGACAUAGCUGAACUAUGCUGGGAAUAUGCUCGUGAGGAUGGUCGUGGAUUGUUACAAGACGAUGUCAUCGAAGUUUUGACUAAGAAUGCAAAUGCAUUCUUCCUCUUAUCGGCUUUUCGUGAAGAGAAAUGGGUAGACAGAAGCACUAAGGGCAUGAAAUGGCCUGAUACAGAGAUUUAUAAGCUUCUCAGGAAUGAAUGUUCUACGGCUUAUGACAGAGCGAAUACGCACGUUUCGCAUGAACCGGGGCCAAUGACUGUCGACUCCACUAUUAUUCUAGACCCUCCUCCUACCAUUAGCGACGGGGGCGACCCACAAACCAACCAUUUAAACAUGCUACUGUCCUUGGUUGCCGAAGAAAUCGGAAAUGGAACUCCUGUUAGGAAGAUUACCUUAGCAUCACUAUGGAAUAGGCUCUAUGUAAAGACCAAGAUUCCGGACUAUGGCAUGAGUGCCGGACCCCGCAUUGCAAAGUGCAUUGUCUACAGGAUCGGCGGUCUCCUUGCAGACACGUUGGAAAAACGUCACCCUGAUCUAUUUCUGGGUUCAAAAUUCACCGAUGGACUUCGCGACGUGGGUCGUACUCAAUAUCCACCUCACACUAAGCAUGUGCCUACCGACGCCCAAUGGCAAGAAUAUAUGGAUAUUGCUGAGGGACUUUACCUUGUUCGUCGAAAUCCUCAGCACGAAGAAAGGGUCGGUGCCAAUUCAGUUGGUGGCUCUACAAAAUUACAGGUCAAGGAUAUCUUUACUGGAGAAUUGGCACCACCUCGUCCAAUUGGCCGCGUCGGAGGCGGACGUGUUGGAAGACCGCCUAAAAAUCGAAACCUUGAGCUUGAAUUCUGCGAGGAAGAGGAAGAAGAUGAGAGCGGCGAGACUUCUUCUGGAUUUGAUAUUGAGGCUCCUUUGACGGUAGAGUCUGCCUGGCAGCGUGUUUGGGAGUUAGGUGGGGAAGAAGAGAUCAUUAGUGAUCGUGUAGUCCCCUCUCGCAUUAAACGCUCUGGUUAUUGA
Molecule: messenger RNA, 1458 nt
Organism: Sclerotinia sclerotiorum 1980 UF-70
Lineage: Eukaryota; Fungi; Ascomycota; Leotiomycetes; Helotiales; Sclerotiniaceae
Exons: 4
Coding region: 1-1458 (485 amino acids)
Source: RefSeq, a predicted model, not a curated record